UUCACUGUUGGCCUCCUCGGUGUCCAGCGGAGGUGCAGCGUUAAUUUAACCUGCGAAAACGAGCAAUAUUAACAGGUUUCUCCUCAUAGAAGAGAUGUCUGCAGCUUCUUAUUAACGUGUUCCUGACACGGACUCACGGUGAUGCUGCUCACCUCACAGAAACCGCCUGCUUCAGGCUGAGUGUUCGGCAUGACAAGAAUGAAGACAAAUCUGCAACGAGUAUCGACACCUCUUUCAAAAGUCGGCAUCUCAUUACCUUGCUAUCAAGAUUUCCCGUACAGAUUUUCAAAUGAAAAUGGAGGAUAUGCCCCUGUCAGGCCCAGACAACACCAGGCUGGAGGCCUUGGUCCAUGACAUCUACUCUGAGCUGGUGGAAGAUGCCUGUUUGGGCCUGUGCUUCGAGGUUCACCGCGCUGUGAAACAGGGCUCCUUCUUCUUGGAUGAAACAGACCAAGAGAGCAUGAAAGAGUUUGAAAUUGUGGAUCAGCCAGGUGUGGACAUAUUUGGCCAGGUGUACAAUCAGUGGAAAAACAAGGAGUGCGAGUGCCCGAACUGCAAGCGAUUGAUAGCGGCUUCUCGCUUCGCCCCACACUUGGAGAAAUGUCUCGGCAUGGGCCGCAACAGCAGUCGCAUCGCCAACCGCAGGCUAGCCACCAAUAAUAACAUGAGCAAAUCAGAGAGCGAUCAGGAGGACAACGAUGACCUCAACGACAACGACUGGUCGUAUGGGGCAGAAAAAAAGGCCAAGAAGAGAAAGUCAGAUAAGAAUCAAAAUUCUCCGAGAAGAUCCAAGUCUCUAAAACAUAAAAAUGGUGAACUCGGGGGCAGCGUCAGCUCGGAGCCUUACAAGUACAACUAUAAUACUGGCAUCAGUUAUGAAACUUUAGGCCCCGAUGAAGUCAGAUCCCUUUUAACAACGCAAUGUGGGGUGAUCUCUGAGCACACCAAGAAGAUGUGUACCAGGUCUCAGCGAUGUCCCCAGCACACGGACGAACAGAGGAGGGCCGUCAGGGUGUUCCUCCUGGGGCCGUCCGCGCCGUCCCUGCCUGAUGCAGACGCUGUGGUGGAGAGCGACAGCUUUGACAUUCCAGAUGGACAGACCCUGAUGAGCCGCCUGCAGUGGGAAGACUCUCCUGAUAUUUCACCCGCUGACUCGGCCUCAUCCAAAGCCAGCACCAACCAUUCCGAUUCCAGGAGGCCCAAGAAAAAGAAGAUGCAGUCUCUCGGUUUGAACAGUGGAGGAGGAGGUAUAGGAGGAAUAGGAGGAAUAGGAGGAAGUCUGUCUGGAGGCAGCAGCAGCUCUCAGAGUAACAUCAGCUUAUUGACCAAAAAAAAGAGGCCCAAACUCUCAGCACCUUCUAUUACCAGUAUCUAUGAUGACUUAAACUAGCAUGAGCCCUCCUCUGUUAAGCUCCUCCAUUCAAACAUAAAUGUACCGGCCUGGACAGGAUGGGAUGAAACUUGAUGUACAUUUAAAAUUUAAUGAACUCUUCUGUAGUAUGAACACAAUGUUUAAAAAAAAAAAAAAAAAUGUGGCUUGUUGGGAAUAUUCCUUCGUAAAGCAGACCUAGUUUCUAAAUUAAUGGAAGGCCUCCAGCUGUGAAUCAGACAGCUGGUAAAGUCACCAUAUAUGCCUUCAUAUUGUCCAGGCAGGUAUUUGAGUUUAAGAUGUUCCACUAUAUGGCCUAAAGGUAUGUGGACACCUGGACGUUACAGUUUCAGUUCAUCUCGAAGGGGUCGAGGUCAGGGCUCAGUGCAGCCAAGAUCCUCCAAAACUAAACUGUGUGCGCAGAGGAGUCGUCAUGUUGAAACCAUGAGGACCUCCACAAACUGUUGGAAGCGCUACAGAUAGAAUAUCAUUGUCUGCUGUAGAGUUACAUCUUCCUUAAUUUGGACCAAACAGCCACAGGGGGGGGUCCGUGCACUUUGGGCUUUUCAAACCUACUAAUUACAAUGGAGGUGCACAAUAUAAUAGGAAUAUCAUUCAUUUUAUUUUCUAGUGGGGGGGAAAAAAGGCAUUUUGACAUGAAAAUUGCAGGUGUAAUUAAUAUGAUUAAGGGCUGCACUCCAUUUAGCUUUCCUGAUUUCGGGGCCUUGCCAUUGUGCAUACUGACAGGGUUUACAUAGUUAAUCGCACCUGUGCUUUUCCUGUCUUUAGUCGUCCACUUCUCUGGAUUUUUGUACAAAAUGUCCCUAAACAUCUAAAUUCCUGAUGACCUUGUUUUCUUUAACUGCUUAUUUAAAGUUUAAGACCUUUUAUUAUCUGUAGUCGGUCAGAAAAGGUUCCAUGUUGGCCCCAAAAACCUUUUCCUCAAAGCAUGAAAAGUCUUAAAUGUGGCUUUGUGAAACCUUCAGGUGUCAUUGUUGGCGGUCCUGAGACCUGUCCCUCUUCAUUUAACUCAGUUUAGAGGAGACGUGUUGACUUCAACUGCUUUUAACACUUGACACACGUAGACAGGAGGAAACAUCGGUGGCUUUGCAAUUAUAGCAUUGUAUUGCACAGUUUGUGUGUGUGUGUGUGUGUGUGUGUGUGGGUGCCGACUUUGAUUCAGUGUGAAUGUCAAUUUUUUUUGCAUAGUGUUUGUUUGUGUAGUUAUAGAGUGUCUGUGUGUGAGAUCAGUUAUAUUUUCAUAAAACUAUGCAUCCUAGAAUGUGACAUUCUCGUGAAAGUAUGCGUGCCAUUUAAGAUAUUUCACUUCUUUUGUUGACAACAAUCUAUUUAAGUUUUUACUUGUCACUGCUUAUAAAGUGGUGUGUGCAUAUUACUUGUGUGUAAAUGCAGAUUUUGAUAUUAGAUGAGCCAGUGGGCUUGGGGCACAUGUACAGUACAUGUAUGUAUGACGCGUGAGAUGGAAACGUAAUCAUGAAUCCAACAUAACUUUCUUUCCUCGGUACAAAACUUGUGUAUUUUCACUUACUUUCUGCUCGUAGAUCAGUGCUGCCGAUCUGCUCGUCAUUCAUGAUCAUGAGCGAUCCUAAAUAUUGUCUUCUGUAACGGUGGUGAGAUGUAUUUACAUGCUUUAAGCGUCACUAAUCCUUGAUGUCUCGAGUGAAGCUUUUUUUUUUUUUUUUUUUUUCUUCUUUUCAAACCUAAAUACUUUACAGUUUCAGAUAUUAAUGUAGAGUUGAGUACAAGCAUGACGUAUUUUGUUUUAAUACAUCAGGACAUCAUCGCUGUGAAACGUAGGGACUGUAUGAAAAUUAUGAAGGGGAGGAAGAUUUAAGAAAAGGAGGCGGGUUUACGCUGUAUCAAGGUAUCGACUUUAAUUGGUUAGCAGGACUAAUAAAUCAGUUUUUCCACCCAUUUGGUGGCUGAGAGAACGACUUGAAUAUUUGCUUUGUUUUUUUAAUAUUUGAUUUCUAGGUAUUGGGGGAAGAAGGGUGUCCCUUAUUAUUCUAAGUCAAGGGGAGGGUUCAAAGAAAAAUAAUAAUGGCCAAGGAAAUAUAAAGAUUCAACCUCCCUCCCCCCCCUCAAAUAGUUUGUGUACAGUCCCUAAAGUCAAGUGCAAUCAGUUGCUUCUCUCACUGAACGUGACAAUCUUGUCAAAUCCUGAUUUAUUUUCCAGUACAGUGAACUUCCAAAACAUCUGUUUCUGUGAAGGUCUGUGGUGACUUUGACCGUGCCCUUUUAAAUCUUCUCCAGUAGUCUUGUGACGUGCACUAACGAUAAAUAAACUGUUGUUGAGAUACUUUGGUAGGUGGGACUUAGAUUCUUGAACCACUUUUCAUGGAUGAAGCUGACGGCUGAUGUUCUCUUUUGUGUAUUUGUGUGCGGUACGAGUGCAAUAACCAAGAACGCGAUGUUGUGACUUUCCAAUAUUUUGUUCCUGCACAAGCACAAACCUGUGCAGGUGUGAAUGACUGUAUACUGGUGUGUGCAUAUAAAUAAACACCACCCCUACCUA
Anarrhichthys ocellatus (wolf-eel) is the source of this 3905-nucleotide messenger RNA. It is a transcript of the gene atxn7l3a, whose product is annotated as ataxin 7 like 3a. Gene Ontology annotation, biological process: positive regulation of DNA-templated transcription; regulation of transcription by RNA polymerase II. Bases 290 to 1390 code for a protein of 366 amino acids. Gene Ontology annotation, molecular function: transcription coactivator activity. NCBI's taxonomy places the organism in Eukaryota, Metazoa, Chordata, Actinopteri, Perciformes, Anarhichadidae. Gene Ontology annotation, cellular component: SAGA complex; DUBm complex. The record is from RefSeq and is a predicted model, not a curated record. The transcript is spliced from 14 exons.